UCCAAAUCUGGCGCGCGGAAGAGAAAUGUCAAGGCGAAAAUACAGCUUUUAUGCGUGACAUAAGACAUAAUAUACAAGAUGGGAGUCAUAUUUUCGAGAUUUCGGAAAAAGAAAACCACCAUUCAAAAGUUGGAAGAAAUUGAUCAGGAAGUAACCAGACUUGAGAAAUUCAAACGACAGAAUCAAGAGAGACAAAAAUGGUUUAUAGCCAAAUUGCUGCUGUACUCAAUAUUGUCGUACAUUGCUGCAGCCCUCGUGUUCUACUUCUACUACUUCCCAGACAAGUGGAAAGAUCGACUGCUCUACUCCAUUCCUCUUUUGCUGUUUCCUGCUGUAAUAUGGCUCGUGAAGAAGGUUCUACACUGGUACUUCAUCAAAAGAAUUGCAAAGAAUGAUAUUGCAUUGGAAGAAUUGAGAGAAAGGAAAAAGCAGAUUUUGGAAGACGUGAUGGAGAAAGAGACGUACAAGAAGGCUAAGGAAAUACUUGAGAGAUUUGACCCUGUCAGGUUUAAAGAGCUAGAGAUGCCCAAGGUGACUCCUCCUCAAGUAGGUGUCACACCUGGUACAGAAUUGCGACAGAGACAUGUCCCUCAGCAGCGAUCUCCCCCAGGAUCCCAGCUACGCCCCAUGACUCCUGGGCACCCUGCCAUGACACCUAUGAGGCCCCAACAGGGGGGCCAGCUGAGACCAGGAAUGACCCCAUUUGGGCCUCGUAGUGGGAGUAUCCAGGGAAUGCAGCCCCGUAACCUGUUAAAUACUCCACAACAACCAACAAAUGGUUCAUUGCAAGGCCCACCAUUGCCACGCCCGAUUUUACCCCGGGAGAGAAGCACAAUGGACCGCAUGUUGGAAUACCUUGUAGGCGACGGCCCACAGAACCGAUACGCCCUCAUCUGCCAAAACUGCUUCUCGCAUAACGGCAUGGCCAUGAAGGAGGAGUUUGAAUAUAUAACUUUUAGAUGCUGUUACUGCUAUACACCUAAUCCUGCACGGAAAAAGCGUCCUUUUGCUCCAAGAAUCGAGCCCAUAGCAAAAACUUCUACUCAGGAUGAAGAAAGCAAAUCCGAAGAAGAAGAUGAAGAGGAGGAGGGGAGCAGUGAGGGUUCACAGGGCGCAGAGGAAGGGCCAGGAGGGGCUCCACAAAGGGAGAGAGAUGCGGCCCAAGCUGGGCCCCCACAAGGGGCAAGUGGAGAGGGAGAGAAAGGUGGAGAGGAGGAGAUGGAGGUGCAAGAGGGGGGAGAUGAGGUGCCACAGGGGGAAACUGAGGGGGGUAAUAAAGGUUAG
Mya arenaria is the source of this 1284-nucleotide messenger RNA. RefSeq names its product endoplasmic reticulum junction formation protein lunapark-B-like. The transcript has 11 exons. Gene Ontology annotation, biological process: endoplasmic reticulum tubular network organization. Lineage: Eukaryota; Metazoa; Mollusca; Bivalvia; Myida; Myidae. The record is from RefSeq and is a predicted model, not a curated record. Gene Ontology annotation, cellular component: endoplasmic reticulum tubular network. The coding region runs from base 79 to 1284 and encodes 401 amino acids.